This is a messenger RNA of Poecilia latipinna (sailfin molly), 2147 nucleotides long. RefSeq lists its product as uncharacterized. Bases 221 to 1123 code for a protein of 300 amino acids. Gene Ontology annotation, molecular function: DNA-binding transcription factor activity. The record is from RefSeq and is a predicted model, not a curated record. Lineage: Eukaryota; Metazoa; Chordata; Actinopteri; Cyprinodontiformes; Poeciliidae. The transcript is spliced from 5 exons.
ACACAUCCGGACCCAAUGCUUUCCCAACACGCCACAGCUUUGUUUUGGUUCCAGCACGGAUCCAUUUUUCCAUUACGAGGUGGGAGUCAUAUUGGAUCAGCGGGACGGAUGGGACGCAGUUAUUGGUUCUCGUGUUAUUCACGGACGCUUUGAGGCGAUCUGUCGUGUUCUUAUUUCGCUGCAUUUAUUUCUAUGCAGGUUAAAUACUCAGAUAUGAAAUAUGGCGAGCCAACUCGAUCGCUCUGCAGAUGUGGACGCUUUGGUCAAAAGACUGGAGAAGGAGUCUCUGACUAAGUUUGUCACUUUUUCUGUGGACCGACAUUACAAUGACAAAGAUUGGCAGCCUUUACCUGUGAACCGGGUCCACUGGCAGUGGGCCGGCGGUUCUGGAAUGCCUUCGAUUGAAUUCACCGGAAUCCCUUUCAUGUUUGUGGGCUCCAAAAGGCUUGUCUGCCACCAAGGCAAAGAUCUUGCUGCGGCCCAGAAGAGGAAGUAUUUUGAAGAAAAAGCUAGAAAGAUGCUAGAAGACCACAGCCGUGGCUGCCAGAAAACCCGUCGGCCAUCUACAAAAAAGGUGGGAUGUCCAGCAGCCAUAUCAAUCAGCAAGAUUGCAACAUUCCCUAAGUUCAAGGUGGUGGACAGUGCAGAAAGGAGUAAGAAGGCAGCUUCAAAAAUGCUAAGAAUGGCCCUGGAGAGAGACCCGGUCAUUUGGGAAACGCGCUAUGCUGUCCUACAUUCGAACGAGCAUGCGGGACAUGCAGAUGGGAGAAAUGAAGGAGAUGCGACCUCACGAUCUGGCAUGAUCUCAUGCAAACGAGCAAGGAAGUCAGAUCUGAGAAGGAAAUGCGUCAAACUCACCAAACAACUCCUGGACAGCUUGAACUCUAUUGAGGACUAUCAUAUGCUUGAGGAGGUUUCACAAGUUUUAAGCACCCUGCUGAAAGACUUAGCUCGUCUGAACAGCAAGAUGGAGGGAAAGUCUCUUCAUCCUGAAGCCAAGAACUCUAGAGCUUUAUCUGAAGUUCCAGCCCAUUUGUCACGGAGGGACCCCGAGGGACCUGAAUCUGCACACAGUGAUUGUUUAGGAGCUCGGGCAGCCAGUGACCAGGAACUCACCAGUUAAACAUCCCAAUUUAACAUUUCCAGACUUUUAAAGCUUUUUGUUUUGCUUUUGUUUGGUGUUCCUGUUACCAGGAGUUAAUGACUCCACUGCCUGUCUGUAGAAUGUCCUCAUAUGUGCACAUUUUGUGAGAUUGGUUUACGUUUUUGUCUUAGCACAGGUGUGUUUACAGGGUAAGAUUUUGCAACUUUGUUACUUAGAAAUGUGAUUUUUUUUAAAAUAACAAACAUAUUAGUUUGUGCAAAGUGGCUAAAUUGGUCCUUUUACAUUUCUGAAAAAAAUCUUGGAUUUUUCUUUUUUUUUAUUGCCAUAUAGUUAAAGGAAAAGCACUGUGCAUUUUGGUUAGUAAUAUUAGUAAUUAUCAGUUUAGUCUACUGAUAGUGCUAACUGUCUAUAGACCAGUUUAGUCUAUUAUUUUUUGCCAAAGAAUAAACUCUGAACUCUAUAAAAAGCCACUGGACUCUUUAAAAUGCUAGGAAAUUUGAAAUAAAAUUGUUAUUUUGUAUUUUAUCUGGAUAAUGAACAAUGCAUAUGACCAAACCAGCCCAGAAAUGGUUCACCUGACAUAAAAUUACUCUUUGUAAUACUGUGGAAAUUGAUCUAAAGAUUAUAUCCCUUCGACCUUGUGCAACCUGAAUGCUCGCCCUUGAAAACAACAAGGUGACCUUGUCAGAAAUAAUGGUGUGCCCUAUGUUUCACUUAAUGACGGCUGGAGAUAGACAUUAGCUUCCCCCCUGAGCAGGGAUAAAGUGCUCAAAGAAAAUUUGGAAUUUUGCCAGUAAAAUUUGUAGCAAUCUUUUUUUUUUAAAAUAUAUUUUUUUUGAAAAUCUUCAGCAAGGCUGUUCAGUUUACCUAUAAAUAUGUUUUCUUUUAAAGAUUUCUUUUAAGAAUAUAAGCUUUAAUUCAUGCGUUUAUUGAUUUUUAAAAAGGCAAGUUGUUCUUGUUACAGAAACUUUAUUUCAAAAUCUAUUUUAGCCAUCUGGAUAGUCACAUAACCAAAAGUGUCAAUAAAUAAAUUUUUAUUUCA